GGGGCGGCGGCGCCAUGAGAGUCAACGAGAGCGAGCUGAACAGCUCCGUCCUCCCGCGGGACCCGCCGGCCGAGGGCGCCCCGCGCCGCCAGCCCUGGGUGACCUCCACUUUGGCCGCCAUCCUCAUCUUCACCAUCGCGGUGGACCUGCUGGGCAACCUCCUGGUCAUCCUCUCCGUCUACCGCAACAAGAAGCUGCGGAACGCGGGAAAUGUGUUUGUUGUAAGCCUGGCAGUUGCAGACUUGAUAGUAGCUAUCUACCCUUACCCACUGGUCCUCACAUCUGUGUUUCACAACGGAUGGAAACUGGGAUACCUACACUGCCAGAUUAGUGGCUUCUUGAUGGGCCUGAGUGUGAUUGGAUCAAUCUUCAAUAUUACAGGCAUCGCCAUCAAUCGCUACUGCUAUAUCUGCCACAGCCUCAAAUACGACAAGCUGUACAGCGACAGGAAUUCCCUGUGCUAUGUUGUUCUCAUCUGGGCCCUGACUUUCGUAGCUAUCGUGCCCAACCUGUUUGUGGGGUCGCUGCAGUACGACCCCAGGAUUUACUCCUGCACAUUUGCGCAGUCUGUGAGCUCGGCAUACACUAUAGCCGUUGUGUUUUUCCACUUCCUGCUCCCCAUAGCCGUGGUUACCUUCUGUUACUUGCGAAUAUGGAUCCUCGUUAUUCAGGUAAGGCGGAGGGUUAAACCAGAUAACAAGCCUAGGCUGAAACCACACGACUUCAGAAACUUUGUGACCAUGUUUGUGGUAUUUGUACUGUUUGCAGUCUGCUGGGCUCCCUUGAACUUUAUAGGCCUUGCAGUGGCUGUCAACCCAAAAACUGUAAUCCCCAGGAUUCCAGAGUGGUUGUUCGUGUCUAGUUAUUACAUGGCAUAUUUCAACAGCUGCCUUAAUGCUAUAGUAUAUGGACUCCUGAACCAGAACUUCAGAAGAGAAUACAAGAGAAUUAUUGUCACAUUUUGUACAGCAAAAGUUUUUUUCCAGGAUAGUUCUAAUGAAGCAGGAGACAGAAUGAGAAGCAAACCUUCUCCACUGAUUACAAACAACAAUCAAGUGAAAGUGGACUCUGUCUGA
This is a messenger RNA of Ficedula albicollis (Collared flycatcher), 1076 nucleotides long. RefSeq names its product melatonin receptor 1A (gene MTNR1A). The transcript has 2 exons. NCBI's taxonomy places the organism in Eukaryota, Metazoa, Chordata, Aves, Passeriformes, Muscicapidae. Gene Ontology annotation, cellular component: membrane. Gene Ontology annotation, biological process: G protein-coupled receptor signaling pathway. The record is from RefSeq and is a predicted model, not a curated record. Gene Ontology annotation, molecular function: melatonin receptor activity. Bases 15 to 1076 code for a protein of 353 amino acids.